GUCAAGAGACAGCUUUCGAUUCGUGCAUUAUAUCCGAUUCUAUCUUUAUCUAUCUUACUAACUCCUGUACAAACAAUUAUUUAUCUUAUUCCUUUUAAUUAAAGGGAAAAAAUUAUUUGUACAAAAAGAAAAUACGUAAAAUUAAAAGAUUUAAUUAUUUUUUUCUUCUCUUCUAUCUAUUUCGCAAAUAUAAACAAGUAUUCCCAUAAAAGGAAAAAAUAUUUCAACCACCUCAAAUAUGACGGCUUCUACAAGUCCAACAAAAACUUCCCCACAUCCACUAGCCAUAGCAAUAUCUGUUCUAACGCAUCUUCUUCUAUUGACCCCCGUAAUAUAUAUCGUCGUGCUAUCAGUUAAUACUUACAAUACUUUUUCAUGGCAUCCAAUAUUAACAACGGUUGGGAUCGGCCUGCUGAUGCUGGAAGCAAUUUACUGCGUAUCGGGUGAGGCAUACGUUUCUUCAAAAUUGACACGAAAGAAUCGAAUAUUGAUUCACUGGGUUCUACAAAGUUUAGGAUUUGUUUUAACGUUAGCAGGGGUGCUCGUAAUAAUUAUAAUGAAGGGUAAUCGUUCGCACUUUACAUCUGUACACGGAAAACUAGGAUUAGCAGCAAUGAUAUUAUUUGCUAUACUGAUGAUCAGUGGUAUAUUCGCGGAUAAUACGAAAUGGUUUUAUCCACGUAUACGACCAAUAAACAUUAAGAUCUUUCACAUUGUUGGUGGUAUUUUAGUAACUUUAGUUUUAUUAGCUGCAUUGAUCAAUGGUACAUACACACGUUGGUGGCCCGAUACCAAAUUAGGAAGAGAUUUAACAUUUGCAUCGUUCGUAAUCGGUACAGCAUUUACUAUGAUCAAACCAACAUUGGGUGCAGUGUCCAAAUGCAAAUUUAUGUUUCGCAAAUCUACGACAAAUACGUGAAUAUUGUUUAGUAUAUUUGGAAUUGGUGUUUAACUGGUUAAAUUAUUGUUUUUAAGUUAAAUCUGUUUUUUAUGAUCAAUUACGCGCGUUAUCACGGAUUACAUUUAAACGUAUACGCGCAUAUGUGAGAAUAUGUGUAAGAUAGUUGCAAUACUAUUCCGUCUCACAAAAACAAAAAAUAUAAUCUAUGUUUUAUAAUUUCGUAAUGCAUGCGGAUCGUUAUCAUGGAUUAAUAUCGUUGGGUAAUUGAACCAUAUGCCAAAUGUGUCAGUAACAUGAUUUGUUGAUCCGGUGAUAAGAUAAAUGAGAAUAUAUGAGAGUUAGGGAAUUUUUAGUAAUUACAAAUAUGUACAACGUUCAAAGUUAUAUUAUAAUACCCUCUGACGAAAGAUAUAUUUUUAUAUAUAUAUAGACAUAUACAUAUAUUUGUUUAAAAAAUUCAAUUUAAUGAGUGAUGUAGAUCAAACAACAUUCACGUUUUAUUUGCAUAUAAAUAUAAGUAUAUUAUAUAUAUAUAUCUGGAUUUUUGUUUAUAAUGAACAUCAUUAAAUUUAUGUAAGAAAAAAAAAGAAAAGAAAAUAAAUAAACCAUUGUUAAUUAAAUCAA
This is a messenger RNA of Polistes canadensis, 1525 nucleotides long. Its product is annotated as cytochrome b561 domain-containing protein 2. The record is from RefSeq and is a predicted model, not a curated record. The coding region runs from base 239 to 919 and encodes 226 amino acids. Gene Ontology annotation, molecular function: transmembrane monodehydroascorbate reductase activity. NCBI's taxonomy places the organism in Eukaryota, Metazoa, Arthropoda, Insecta, Hymenoptera, Vespidae. The transcript has 3 exons.